CACGAGCAUAUUGUGCAGCUGCUAAUCAACAACGGCGCCAAUCCCAACACUCCUGGUGGACAAUGGGGAAACGCCCUCUACGCAGCUUCAGCAGAAGGCAAUGAGCGGAUUGUGAAGUUGUUGCUUGACAAUGGUGCCAAAGUCAACGCCAUGGGGGGAUACCACGGCAACGCGCUCCAGGCAGCUUCAGUAGGAGGUCACGAGCAGGUUGUGAAGUUGCUACUCGACAAC
This is a messenger RNA of Trematosphaeria pertusa, 231 nucleotides long. Its product is annotated as ankyrin. Lineage: Eukaryota; Fungi; Ascomycota; Dothideomycetes; Pleosporales; Trematosphaeriaceae. The record is from RefSeq and is a predicted model, not a curated record. Gene Ontology annotation, molecular function: protein binding. The transcript has a single exon. The annotation marks the transcript as partial.